AUGAGUUCCACGUCGCAAAAACAUCGCAAUUUUGUUAGCGAACCUAUGGGAGAAAAGGAUGUCACGGAGUUGGCGGGAAUCGGAGAAGUUCUGGGAGGAAAGCUCAAGGAAAAAGGAUUUGACAAGGCGUAUGUUGUUCUUGGACAGUUCCUCGUCCUCAAAAAAGAUCAAGAAAUGUUUAUGGACUGGAUAAAGGACGAAUGUGGAGCCAAUAAGAAGCAGGGUGGAGACUGUUAUAACUGCUUGAAGGAAUGGUGUGAUGCUUUCUUGUAAUCACAGAAUGGAAACUGUUACAAGUAUAUGAACUUUAGUGGGCAAUCAAAGAUGUUCAAAUUGAGUUUUGUGCAGAAAGCAAUUUUUAUACUCUCCAGCCCUGCGCCUGAAGGGACCUCUAAAUUAAUAACUUAAGGUCGGUACACGCUAGGCAACAAGUUGCAGCAACAUGUCACGGCAACACAUUGCAGCGAUAAAUUGCUUCGUGUGUACUGGAGAAAUUUUGUUAAAACCUUUGUCUCCGCAACAGAAUUUUGUUGCAGCAACAUGUCGUAAAAAAUCAAAUCAGGCAGAAUUUGUGCUACUUGUUGUGGCGACAAAAUUCUGUUGCAGAGACAAAGAUUUACACAAGAAUUCUCCGGUACACAUGAAGCGAUUUGUCCACUGCGAUGUGUUGCUGCAACUAGUCGCCUGUCCUGUAGACACAGUGACCUGUCACCACGACUUGUUGCUGCAACUUGUCACCUAGUGUGUGUGGACCUUUAAACUUCAUGUCAUAGAGUCAAAGGAUAUAUAAAUAACAAACCUAGAAAAGAUGGAAAUGUGGCAGGCUUUAAAUGAUCAAGUCAAUGAUUGGUUGUUUUCUAUGCUUAUAAGUAUAUAUGUUACUCAGUAGUCACACAACAGGCAUAAAAUUAUGCCCAGGCCAUAAAGAAGUGAUGUAGAAGUAUUAUGAGCUGUUUAAUAGAGUUAAACUUUCAGUUUCUUUCAAAAGUUGUCUUGUAUUUGUGUUAGGUUAAGGUUAUUUAAACAGGUACACUUGGUAACCAUGCAUUCUCUGACAGGUCACUUUGCUCGUCUUGCAAAACAAUUUUGGACAGCUCCCUUGCAGGCUAUAUUUACCCCAGGUGGUGAUGUACUGCUAGGAGGGUAUGGUUUUUGGCUUUUGACUUGAGUAGGUUAUAUGAUUUUGUAGCGGCAUCUCCUAGAUAGGGUAUUAAUAUUCUUCAUAAAGAAAGAAGUAACAGCCCUUGUGGGCUUGAUUAUCAGCCUUUGUUCAGGAAAUCUGCCUGUGUUUCUACCCUAAAAUAACUCCAGCCAUCUCUUCUUGGAGCAGACCCAAGAGAGUGGCAGAAAUCAAGCCUACUGCCCAUGCAGUUUGAACCUUUGUCCUAAACAGGGUUCUAAAACAGAUUUUCCCCAUACAAUCAAACAUAGCUGCUUUUUAGGUUUCUUUUUGUUCUUAUUCCAAAUUCUGAGUUAAGUGUCUUUCCCCCAUCCCCUGCUGUUGCUUCAAAGAACAAAUUAUGGACAAAUAUUUGCCCUGAGAAUGUUUUUUACAUGAUUAUCAACCCUUUGAACACAUUUGCCUCUCCUUGCAUUAGGGACAUUUUGCCAGGCAGCCAAUAGCUACCAGCUAUUGACACCAUUUACUCAGGAAACAGAAACAGCCAAGGAAGCUCUGCCUAUCUCUACACUAUGAUAGCAAUGCUUCUAAUAUAUCGUAGUGGACUGUAGAUUGGUAUAACAACAACAUUACAUUGAAAUUCACACUGAAGUAAACUAAGUGUCUCAAAGACCCUUUACUGCCGAGGCGACUCCUUUAAGCGCCAGCUCCACACAACACGUGGGAGCUGUUGCCUGGUAACCGCAAAUCAAUUCUCCCAUGACAUGCGUGGGAAAGGUAGAUCACGAGUUACUGCAAAUUUUUUGUCAAGAAAUUAAAGCAAGAAGCACACAUACACCAACCCACAUCCUGGCCAGUACCUCAUGCAUGCGUUAAGCCACAUCACGCAGGCAGUGUUUACCCUUAUGGGAGCUCAUCAUUAUGGCAUUACCAUCGGGUCUAUGAAUAGGGAAAACCCAGGUCUCAAAGACCCUUUAUUGCCAAAGGUAGUGCAAAGCAUUCCUUUAAGCGCCAGCUCCACACAUCACGUUGGAGCUGUUGGUUAGGAACUGCAGUAGUUUUCCCAAGACAUGCACGGGGAAGUUGGAUCAUGGGUUGGUGUAUGUGUGCCCCUUGCUUUAUGUUUGUCUUUUGAAAAUAGUGAACUAAACUUCUCUACUGCAUAAAGAAUUGGAAAUCCCGACUUUACUACCUUGCACGGUUUUUGAGAUAUUGAAUUUCCAUUUUGUCUGAAGUUGCGUACAUUAUUUUGCGUAAAAUUUAGUGGUCUUGUAAGUCAAUUUGGAAUCCUUGAAAAAUCAUAUUUAAGUCCGCGAAUAUUCAACAUAUAGUUUUACAUUUGGUCUCUUUUUAAAGCUAAAUAAGAUUUGUGGUGAGCCGAUGAAGCCUUUCGAAUUAUUUUGCUUCAAAGACACAAUAAAUUUUUAUCUCCUUUGAUGCAAAUGAAUAUCCACCCGCCAAUUGGUUGAAGACGUAAUGAGCACAGGACUCACAAACACGCACAUGGCUCAUGGCUUCUGUAUCAUGUGUUUGCUCAAAAACAAUGCCUUCUCCGUUUUGCAUUACGUCACAAAUGUUGCCUUACAUUACUAUAUGUUACAUCAAUCCAAGAUUUCUUCUGCCCCUGGAACUAUCGCACACGUCUCUAUUAGGCUGCCGCCUCGCAGCCUUGCAUCUUCGCGAGGCUGCUUGUUGGCAAUCAGUAAUCUUGUUAUACAAAAGAAGUAAGCCAAAGAGAGAAAACCAGUAUUGUACAUGUAACUUACAGGUACAUUCAUUGUAGAUGAAGUAAUGCAGAGAACUGCAGUGCCACACCAAACCUGUAUCAUUGUUCAUAAAACCAAAAAAAAUUCAAUCAAUUAUUACCUUUACUUUCCCAAACACAAUACUAUUAUUACAAGGCAACAUAAAAACAAUAACACUAAUAAUAGAUCUUUCUCGCAGUUUGCCCCACUGAGCACACCCAAUAAAACAAGGGUGAAGAAUUUUCAACAAAUUGCUGCACUUUUCAAGCCUAGCCUUGAGUUGGUACCAUUCUUCACAGGAAUACGGGCAACUGUCCAAGACUAUAUCAACAGCUUGGCUGUAUGUUUUAAGAAAAAAUGUAACAAAAAAAUUGCAUUUCCCCAUGCAAUAAAUACUUAAAUGUUAUAAUAUAUAGUGGAGUACAUACUUUUCUACUUUUAAUAUCAACUUGAGACUUAAACCUUUUAACACUACCUUCUGGCUAGCAAAGUGAGAUACUACAUGCAAACUUGUCAUGCUCAAAAGAUGAUUUUAAUUAUUUAAGGGCAAUUUUAGAUAAAUAUUUAAUAUUAGUCAUUAAACUUCAGUGGCAUAUACUGGUAUUUCCACAGUUAGCCCAGUUUGAAAUUCAGGUUUCUAAGACAGGUAUUCCCUUCCAAAAUUGCCCCAUCCUCGGAGACCCAGGGGCAGUGAGUCUGGCUGGGAGAAAAGGCGGGACAAAGGCUUUGAAGCGAAGGGAGAGCCCCUGGCUACCGACUCUCACCGGACCAUUUCCAAACACUGGCUCCUAAUAAUUGGGCACAAAAAAUGCUUGGUAUUAUUGUGCCCAAUCGGCGAACAGCAUCUCCUGAUCUCUUUUUGUGAGUUUGUACACAACGGCUAUUGACUCAAUCACGGACUGUCUAGCUCGUGCACCAAAGAAAUGCACACAGUUUUUUCAGUCUCUAUUGUGAUUAUUCCAGUUGCUUACCUGUUCAAAUACAAGCAAACUCUCCUGGAGCUGAAUUCCUAUCAACCAUAUCCAAGUUCAGAAAGAGAAAGAAAAUUUCAUCACUGCUUGUUUACAUCCUCCAAAAACAUGAAAUUUGGCAUUUUCACAUGGUAGUCGUGCAGUGACGGCCAAGAAAUGUACAAAAAAGCCUGAUGCAUGUGUAAAGUCAAGUCAAGCCUUGUCAAGAUAUUGCUUUUUUGGCAUUCUUGUUGUUGUCGCCGUCGUGGCAUCUUACACUCCCUAAUAAUUACAAUCCCUUGUUAUCGGUCAGAAGCAGAAUUUUCUCGGUGCAAAUUGAAAUGCUACUGUUGGUAGCAUGCAAAAUGUUUUUUCAACUCAUCAGUAGGUCCUUCGUUUCUGAUUUGCAAGGUUCCCUUGCAAGCACAACCUUGGCAAAUGAACCAGACAAGUAUGGCGAGACAAUAGCCGUUGUGUUUGAACUCACGAAAAGAACUCAGGAGAUGCUGUUCGCCGAUUGGGCACAAUAA
Messenger RNA from Porites lobata, 4345 nucleotides. NCBI's taxonomy places the organism in Eukaryota, Metazoa, Cnidaria, Anthozoa, Scleractinia, Poritidae. The record is from the annotation of a GenBank genome assembly.